AUGCCAAAAGCCAGUGCUGGCCACUGGCCUAUGCUUGGUGCCUCUUCCGCGGUUCCCACUACUGCCGAAACCUACCAUCCAUCUAAGGACUGGGAGGCCAUUGAGAGGAAAGCUGUCGAAGAAGAAGAGAAUGAGCAAUUAGAAGGUGAUGCAGCUGUGAAUCGCAUGUUUAGAAAAUUGUACAAUGAAGCGUCAGACGAUGUAAAGAGGGCCAUGAUCAAAAGUUAUCAGGAAUCUGGCGGUACGGUGCUAUCUACAAACUGGGCUGAGAUAAGCAAGAAACGAACGGAAGUCAGGCCCCCAGAUUGCAUGGAAUAUAAACGAUUUGAGCAGUAA
Strongylus vulgaris is the source of this 336-nucleotide messenger RNA. NCBI's taxonomy places the organism in Eukaryota, Metazoa, Nematoda, Chromadorea, Rhabditida, Strongylidae. The record is from the annotation of a GenBank genome assembly.